Strongylocentrotus purpuratus (purple sea urchin) is the source of this 1967-nucleotide messenger RNA. It is a transcript of the gene psma4, whose product is annotated as proteasome subunit alpha type-4. Gene Ontology annotation, biological process: ubiquitin-dependent protein catabolic process. NCBI's taxonomy places the organism in Eukaryota, Metazoa, Echinodermata, Echinoidea, Camarodonta, Strongylocentrotidae. The record is from RefSeq and is a predicted model, not a curated record. Gene Ontology annotation, cellular component: proteasome core complex; nucleus; cytosol. The coding region runs from base 84 to 857 and encodes 257 amino acids. The transcript has 8 exons.
UAUUGAGCCCUCUACGACGAAAAGCUUGCAGUCAUCGUUGCUCAGCGAAAUUUGUUCAUUAACUCAAAACUCCGCAGGAUAAAAUGUCACGAAGGUAUGAUUCGAAGACCACCAUCUUUUCGCCCGAAGGGCGUCUAUACCAGGUGGAGUAUGCCAUGGAAGCCAUAGGCCAUGCAGGUACCUCACUGGGUAUCUUGGCUUCAGAUGGAGUACUUCUGGCUGCAGAGAGGAGGAACACUCACAAGCUUCUAGAUGAUGUCGUAUUCUCAGAUAAAAUCUACAAACUUAAUAGUGACAUGGCAUGUAGUGUCUCAGGAAUCACAUCAGAUGCUAACGUCCUGACCAGUGAACUCAGGCUCGCCGGUCAAAGAUAUUUCCUCCAGUAUCAGGAGAACAUUCCCAAUGAACAGCUAGUCAGCACGUUAUGUGACAUCAAGCAGUUCUACACACAAGCAGGAGGAAAGAGACCCUUUGGUGUAUCUAUUCUCUACAUGGGAUGGGACAAACACUACGGAUUCCAGCUUUAUCAGAGUGAUCCCAGUGGAAACUACGGAGGAUGGAAAGCCACAUGUAUCGGGAACAACAGUGCAGCUGCUAUCUCGAUGUUGAAGCAAGAAUACAAGGAAGGAGACACAGACCUCAAGGGUGCCUUAGCUCUGGCCGUGAAGGUGCUCAGCAAGACACUAGAUAUGACCAAGGUUACCCCAGAGAAAAUUGAGAUUGCUUCUCUGACAAGAGAAGACGGUAAGACGAAGAUCCGCAUCCUACCUGUAGAGGAACUCCAAAAGCUUAUCAAGGAGCACGAGGAAAGAGAGGCCAAGGAAGAGGCAGCAAAGAAGAAAGAAAAGGAGAAAUAAUGUGUGGCUUGAAGCCUUGUCAUAUUCCUGUGUAGAUUAAGUAGUAUUUGUACCGUUUAAGAUGUUUUGUCUUCAGAAAUACCUGUAUGGAUUCCUUUCCUUAUUCAGUAUGACUGAAGAGGAUUAGUGUCACAUACAUCGUUUUUGUUUUAUACCGAUAGCUCAUUUUGCUCAAAAUAGCUUUGCCCAUCACAUCACAUCACCGUCUCAUGGAAUGUUGAGAUAUUAACUCUAAUUUGCUGUCAAGUAGAAUGUUCUUUUUCUUUCAAACAUGGAUCGUUUACUACCUUUAUCUGUGUAAUCCAAAAGAAUGAAGUUAUGAAAACUGUUUCAAUGUCAUCUCCUUAUUUGCCUCGUGUUGGCAUUUUGCUCAUACAAAACUGUUUAAGGCUUUACAAGACUUGAAGGCCCAUUUGUGUACAUAUACUUAACGUAUUGUGCGGUUUUCUUCAGAAUACCACCCGAAACAUUCAGAGCUUUUUUUUCUUUUUUUUUGUAUUUGUCAGAACUGAAUCUUCAGGUACAGUGAAACCUGGUUAUAAUGAGGAUCAUAGGACCAUGAAAGAUACUUUGUUAUAUCAGGGUAAAAAUUAGAGUUAGAAAAGAGCUAUGACCAGCAAAUUACUGUUUGUAAGAGGAUAUUGUUAUCCAUCAGGGCUCUCUGUAAAGAGUUCCAACAUUUAAAUUCCUCUGUAAUGCAACAUAAUUUGUGCAGAAAAGCUGUAUUUCAUUUCUCAGAAAAAUGGAGAGAAUGUAGUUUGAUAGUUUCAGAAAAUGUAAUGUAACAUGUGACUCAGAAAUCAGUUUGUAAGUUUAUUAUCUCAACAUUUAUUUUUAAGAUCAGUUGCCAUUUCAACAUCAGAGAAUAUAAAAAUGAAGCUUCAUUUCAAUAUUUGUAAAGUAAAAAUAUACAUAUACAAGUGUCCAUUAACAUACAAUAAUGAAAUUGUCAAAAAUUCUAGCCCAAUACUGCAAUCAAAAGAGAACUGUUUUGUGUCAACAAGUAAACUGUAAAUUUGUACGAUACCAUUUGUCAUAUGAAGUACAAAACAACAUUUACCUGAUUGUAAAUUAUGUUUUCAUAUGUUCAAUAAACAUGAAUUUCAUGUA